Molecule: messenger RNA, 1128 nt
Organism: Pantherophis guttatus
Lineage: Eukaryota; Metazoa; Chordata; Lepidosauria; Squamata; Colubridae
Source: RefSeq, a predicted model, not a curated record
AUGAGUCGUCAGAUUUCAGCAGGCAGCCAACGAAAUGCACCAAGCCCUUUGACCCACUGUGGUGCAAGCAGCUCAAGCUCCUGGCAACAUUCUGGCUCCAGGAGCAGCAGGAAAAUGUCCAACUUUGGAGGAAGGACAACUUUAUCCUUGUGUGGAGAUCACAAGAGUGGCAGCUGUGGAGGUGGAAUCCAAGGAGUAACAAGGAGAUACAGCAUCCAGGGAGUACAUGUUGAUCCAAAACUGUUGGAGCCAUUCCAUAUCAAGAUCUCCCCCGAGAUCCAGAAAGUGAAAUGCAAAGAGAUGGAGCAAAUGAAGUCCCUUAACAGCAAAUUUGUUGGUUUCAUUGAUAAGGUGCAGUGCCUGGAACAGAAGAACCAACUGCUAGAAAUUAAAUGGGCCUACCUCCAGCAACAAACUAAACCACCAACUGAAAGCUUACAGUACUUGUUUGAACAAUACAUUGCAAGCCUGAAGAAGGAGUUGGAAUAUUUGCAAUAUGAGAAGGAGAAAUUGCAAAGUGAUAGUGAAAGUACAAAGGCACAAACUGCAGAUUGCAAGUGCAAAUAUGAAGAGAAAGUCAACCAGCAUGUUGCAGCACAGAAAGAGAUUAUAGCACUUAGGAAGGAUGUAGACUGUAUCUUUUCAAAUAAUGCAGAGCUGGAGAGGAAAGUCAGUCUCCUGGCCAAAGAGAUCAAGUUCUUGAAAUGUGUAUAUAAGAAGUAUGAAGAGGCUCAAAGUAAGAGAUCUCGUUUUGAAUGGGAUAUGAAGAAUCGAGAACAGCAGAUUUCAGAACUUAUUGAACAAGUUGAAAAAGUCCAGUGUGAAAUUCAGAGUUUGCAGAAGGAGAACGAAGAGCUCAAGAAGACAAUUUGCGAGGCAACCAAAGGAGGUGAACAAGCCUCCGUGGAAGGUCAACAGAAAUAUGCUGAGCUGGUGAAGGCCCUUCAAAAUGGCAAGGAUGAACUGGCCAGCCUAGUACGUGACUACCAAGAAGUCCUGAAUGUGAAGAUAGUUCUUGAUAUUGAGAUUGCAGCUUACAAAUGUUUGUUGGAGGGAGAAGAAGAGAGCUGUGACCGAUUCCCCAUGCAGUUCUCAGAGUGCAACGAAACAAGGAAAGGAACGCAGUGA